UAACUGAACUACAAGUCCCAGAGUGCAUCUCUACGAGGAUUCUGGGAAGUGUGGCAGAAGCUGCAAUGGUCCUUCUGGGGAACGGAAGCCGUUGAACGUGAACAUUUGGUUUCCUCCUUUGUGCUGAUUCCUGAGGAAUAGGAAGGUGCCCCGAAAAGAAUUCAGAUACAGAAAAAUGAAUAAAGCAAAAAUUACCGGCACCAUUUUCAAUCUUUAUCGUCAUCCCACUCCCCCAAAUUAGUCACUCUUAACAGUUUGGACCUGACAAUGUUCCUGUAUUGUGGAAUAGCUUGCAGGAGAAAAUUUUUUUGGUGCUAUAGGCUGCUGUCAACCUAUGUUACUAAGACACGGUAUUUAUUUGAACUGAAGGAAGAUGAUGAUGCAUGUAAAAAAGCCCAGCAAACAGGAGCGUUUUACCUCUUUCAUGGUCUGGCUCCUCUGCUUCAGACUUCAGCACAUCAAUACCUGGCCCCCCGACAUAGCCUGUUAGAGUUGGAAAGGCUCCUGGGUAAAUUUGGACAGGAUGCACAAAGAAUAGAAGAUUCUGUGUUGAUUGGAUGCUCUGAGCAGCAGGAGGCAUGGUUUGCUCUGGAUCUAGGUCUGGAUAGCUCCUUUUCCAUAAGAGCCUCCUUACACAAACCUGAAAUGGAGACAGAGCUCAAGGGGUCUUUCAUUGAGCUGAGAAAGGCUCUCUUUCAACUCAAUGCAAGGGAUGCCUCCAUGCUGUCCACGGCUCAAGCUCUUCUCCGCUGGCAUGAUGCUCAUCAGUUCUGCAGCAGAAGUGGGCAGCCCACCAAGAAGAACGUGGCUGGCAGCAAGCGUGUGUGCCCUUCCAAUAAUAUCAUCUAUUAUCCACAGAUGGCUCCUGUGGUAAUCACACUGGUGUCAGAUGGGACCCGAUGCCUGCUUGCCCGCCAAAGCUCCUUUCCCAAGGGAAUGUAUUCUGCCUUGGCAGGUUUUUGUGAUAUAGGUGAAAGUGUGGAAGAGACCAUCCGUCGAGAAGUUGCAGAAGAGGUGGGAUUGGAGGUGGAAAGCCUGCAGUACUGUGCAUCCCAGCACUGGCCCUUUCCUAGCGGCUCACUCAUGAUUGCUUGCCAUGCAACUGUGAAACCAGGGCAAACAGAAAUCCAGGUGAACUUGAGAGAAUUAGAGACAGCUGCCUGGUUCAGUCAUGAUGAGGUAGCCACAGCCCUGAAGAGAAAGGGCCCCUAUACUCAGCAACAGAAUGGGACUUUCCCAUUCUGGCUGCCCCCUAAGUUAGCCAUCUCCCACCAACUGAUUAAGGAGUGGGUGGAAAAACAGACCUGUUCUUCCCUGCCUGCUUAGCCCAGACCAAGUAACUUUGAUCGCUCCUUGGUAUUCCUGAGGGACAAACUAGAGAUCAGUUGACAAAGAAGUGACAAAAGACAAGCUACAGGACCUCAGAAGGGCAGGGCAGAGGGUGAGCCUACAGUAAGACACUUCUAUCAGCAGUGUUAAUGGAAGAAAUUCCUACCAAUGGGCAAUCAAAAAAGCCAGUGUGAGAAGAAAACUGAUGAGCUGUCAACUGUCAAAACUCAGGGGGAAGGCGGAAGCAUUAGUUUGGAUGUAGGCCCUUGUUCAGUCAUUUUCUCCAAGGCCUUGGAAACAAACAUCUUUUGGCAUAUGGCUUGUUAAUGUUGCGUUUACACUAACUGCCAAAAUGUGCCUGUUGUAAGUUUGGUUAAAACUUUUAUCUUAGUAUUGAAAAUAUAUAGCAAGUUUCAAGUCAUUACUGAGUUACUUGUUACUCUUACAGAAUUAAGAAAAAUAGCACAGUAUAACAUAUUUAAAUUCAUGUACAGGUGCAUUCUAGUUACAUGUACAUGGUAGUUAAAUAAAAGUCAUAAUUAAGUCAUUAUGACUCAGAGUACUUUAUAAUAAACCAGAUGCCAUGAGGCUCUGUUGAGGUAGUAGAAUCUCAAUGGGACUCCAGAGAGUAAGUCUUUUUUGCUGUUUUCAGCUCUGUCACAUGCUCAGUUCGUGACCCAGGGAAAAGACUCUCGCUUUGCCAUGCCUGUUUUCCUAAAUAAAACAGUUGCUGGCAUUUGCACAUCCACAAUGUGUUGAUUAACUUUAACAAAGGGAUUGGUGGAGAUAAACAGAUGCCAAACCUGACCUAUUUCUUAAACUUUAUGGAAUAAACUAAAUUUAGGAUUUCUCAUCAUUCAUAUAUGAUGCCCUAAGGGAGAAGAGAUUAUUUGGGGAAAAUAAAAUGUCCACACCUUU
Macaca mulatta (Rhesus monkey) is the source of this 2247-nucleotide messenger RNA. RefSeq names its product nudix hydrolase 13 (gene NUDT13). The record is from RefSeq and is a predicted model, not a curated record. Gene Ontology annotation, molecular function: metal ion binding; hydrolase activity. Lineage: Eukaryota; Metazoa; Chordata; Mammalia; Primates; Cercopithecidae.